AUGGGAAGUGAUUCUGGCUCUCUGCUCCUGUCCCAGGGCACGGUCAGAGGUUGCAAAUACAAAACCAUACCAUUCCCCCCUUUUUUUCAGAGGACUCCAGUUUCCCAUAAAGUUAUCGAAAAGCGGAGGAGGGACCGGAUCAAUCGCUGCCUGAAUGAGCUGGGCAAGACGGUGCCCAUGGCCCUAGCGAAACAGAGCUCCGGGAAGCUGGAGAAAGCGGAGAUUUUGGAGAUGACUGUACAGUAUUUGAGAGCCUUGCACUCCGCUGACUUCCCCAGGGGAAGAGAGAAAGCAGAACUUUUAGCGGAAUUCGCUAACUACUUCCAUUACGGUUACCACGAGUGCAUGAAGAACUUGGUGCAUUAUCUGACCACAGUGGAGAGAAUGGAGACCAAAGAUACCAAGUACGCGCGAAUCCUCGCUUUCUUGCAGUCCAAAGCGCGGCUGGUCACCGAGCCCGUGUUCCCUUCUCUAGGCUCCCUCUCGGAGCCAGACUUCUCCUACCAACUUCACCCGGCCGGCCCGGAGUACCCCGGACACAGUUCGGGGGAAGCCGCGGUCUUCCACCAGGGGCCAACCCACGGCCCCUUCCCCUGGCCCCACGGGCCUGCUCGCAGCCCCACCCUGCCUUACCUGCCUAACACCCCGGUGCCCAUCUCCAACCCGGCUCAACAGCACAGUCCCUUCCUGGCUCCAGUGCAGGGGCUAGAUCGGCAUUAUCUCAACUUGAUCGGCCACUCCCACCCUAACGCCUUGAACCUGCACACGCCUCAACACGCUCCGGUGCUAUAACACACAGGUUAUAACACACGCCUCAGUGCCCCGGUGCCCCAGCGAAUUCAUUCGCUGCCUCGUGCACCGUUAGGAGAAACCUUGCAUAUUAUAAACAUGUAAAUAGAUUGCACAGAAUCAGAAGGGACCGGAGAAGAAGAAUUGUUUGUCCUUUGAAAGUUUCCUACAUCCCCACUCUCCCUAAAAAAAAGAAUUUCUGAGAAAGACGUUCUGGGAGAAGGCUUUCCGCUUUGUUACCUUCUGCACCCGUUCCUUGAACCUGCCCGGAGGUAAUGGUGAGCCGGCCUUGGUCGGAAAGAAGGUGAAGCUGUAGGGGGUGGGGUGGGGUAGACUGGCGCGGCUGCCCCUGGGCUUCAAGGAGGGGACGUCCAAGUGCUCGGGCUUGGAGAGGUCAGAAAUUGGAAAGGAUGCUAUUUGGGCUAGGGAGGAGGAUGAAGGAGUCAGCUAUUCAUCCUUCCUCCGCCAGCGGAUGCGGGCUGACAGCCACUCGCGGCUCCUCCCCUCCGGAAGGCGGGUCUGGGUAGGGAAAUCCCUCUGCCAGCUGCGCACCAGUAGAGCUCACGCGCUCGUUCACGCGCUCUGCGCAUUGGUCUGGGCAAAGGACGCAAAAGGGAGGCGAGCAGGACAGCAACGCACCCAGGGGACCCCAAGCCACCGAAGCUGCCCUUGAGACGACCGAUCAUGAGUUUAUCUAGAUUCAACCUCUUAAUCCACUCACCAUUUCCAUCCACUCACAAACUCGCACAGAACCCAGACCGCCAAAACAGUGCGCUCCUUCCGCAUCUUUUGGAUCCAGGAGGCACCAGACUCGCCUUGUUUCUUGCCUCUCCCGAGUCCCCAGAAAAUAACUUUUCAAAAAAAUAUAAAGUUCAAAGUAGGAUCCUCUGAAAACAAAAAUAAAAUCCUGUGAUGUUU
Molecule: messenger RNA, 1707 nt
Organism: Monodelphis domestica (gray short-tailed opossum)
Lineage: Eukaryota; Metazoa; Chordata; Mammalia; Didelphimorphia; Didelphidae
Source: RefSeq, a predicted model, not a curated record